Cephus cinctus (wheat stem sawfly) is the source of this 5886-nucleotide messenger RNA. It is a transcript of the gene G9a, whose product is annotated as histone-lysine N-methyltransferase EHMT2. Gene Ontology annotation, cellular component: nucleus. Lineage: Eukaryota; Metazoa; Arthropoda; Insecta; Hymenoptera; Cephidae. The record is from RefSeq and is a predicted model, not a curated record. The transcript is spliced from 12 exons. Gene Ontology annotation, molecular function: histone methyltransferase activity; p53 binding; protein-lysine N-methyltransferase activity. Bases 960 to 4733 code for a protein of 1257 amino acids.
UCAUCGUAUUAUGGCGCUGUCUGCUCACGCCCGCAUGAUAUUUUUCAGCUAUGUAAAAGCUAUAUAUUUCUAUUGCCAUUUUAUAAUUGAAACAAGUGCAGUAAGACUUAGAAAACGGCUUGGAAUAUCGUGAGUUCUCAACUUUGCAGUAAGCGUGAAUAAGCAAUAGUGCGUGUAAACUACCAGCUGCGAUUUCGUGCAUCUCCGUUCAGGUAGUUUCUAGUGGUUCCCAGGGAAUCCUAAACCAAUGAAUGCCGAUUCCUAAAAUAUCGUAGCCAUUAAGGUCGAGCUUGGCCAUAAAAAUAUUUCCGUGGUCGCACUGGGUCACGGGAGGCGACCGAGGAAUGCAUUAUCUUUUUGUUUUUCAACUAUAGGUGCGCAAGGCAUCGGCGAUUGUCGGCGAUCGUGCCUCGCUGGCUCUUCGUGAGGAACAAUAUACGUAACCUCCUUGGCCACAGGAAACCGUUAAGGGAUAGCAAGAUUGCGAAUAUACCCUCCUUGGAACCGAUGAGAAUUGUGCCGGGAUUCGCGAGUGAUAAGGGCGCGCCCGAAGAGAGUUUCGAAAAUAAAUUCCUCGUUCGGAUCGGCCCGUCCCUGAACAAUCAAUAUGGCCUCCAGCUCAGCGCGCUUCACGCCAGCGUAGGCCAGCUUCUUCGAGGAAUAUCGUCAGGGAGCCCUCGUCUUCCUGGCGAUUAAUUAGCAGGAUCACCGGAGGACGAGGCGCGGUGUAUUAUCCUGUAACUCGAUCUUCUUUUUGCCUCACAAUUAAGCCAGGAAGAUACCUGGAACGUGUCGCAUGAUCACUGUGGUCAGUGCGGAAGACAUCAGGCAUCAUACUCGGGUGUUCGUGGUGUCGUUGGUGCUGUUCUUCGUGUUUCAUCCGGACAGGAGCAAGGUGAUGCGACAGGAUCCUCUACGUAUUUCUGUUUUUGAGUAAUCGGUGCCCAGUGAAACUUGUUAUGUCAGAGGUGACGUGUAAGGACGUCGGAGUGCCCGAGGGUGGCCAAGAAGAGGGAGAAGAUGAAGAUAUGGUGGCUAAGAACGUCGAGGAAAGGGUCAGCAUACAGCAGAUUCUUGAAGGCAUGACCAAUGAAUUUAACAAGGGCAUGAGUCCGGCGAAGGCACCGGAGAACGAGAAGGUCGACGGAAAGGGGGACAAGGUAGAAAAGAAUUUCAAGGAACCAGAAAAGAUUCUGAUACCCGAGGAGGAGGUUGCAAAAGUCGUCGGGAAUUCUGCCGAGGAGGAGGUUGAACAGGUUUCUGUGCCCACGACAGAAGCCCAGGAGGCUACACCAAAUGAAAAUCACAAGACAGAGGAUAGCAUCGAAAAGCUGGAACUUCCCAAGAAAGAUGGUAAUAUACCACGUAUAGUUCUGACUUUUAGAACCAUCGAUGAGAAUACUGAUCAUGGUAGAAAGACUAAGAUUUCUAGCUGUUCGUCCAACUUGACUCUAGUACCAGAUGAACUUGCUAACUGCGAUCAGAUCGGUGGUGUGUCUGUGAAGAUUGAGAAUUCUGAUGAAAACUCUGAUGUAAUAGAGAAAUCCGAUUCUGAAGAGGGUAGAUCCGAGGAAGUUAUGGUGGUAAGGGGACAGAAGAAUAUUAAGGAAGAUGAGAGCUCUGCUUCAAAAGAAAUAUCCGAGGAAGGUGCCUCGGUGGAACAGAAAGAGUUCAGCGAACAAAGCUCCAGAAAUGAGGAUUCGGAUCCUAUUGCUGCUGAUGUGGAAGUGAAAUCACCACCACCACCAACUAUUGUCACCAGGAACCGACGAACAGGACGCUCUCGACUUAGGGCGCUAAGUGAUUCUACAGAGGAACAUCCUGGACCUAAACGAUCAGCAAGGCGACUAUGUAAAGAAUCAUUGAAAAGUACAGUUCUUGAGAGUGCCAUGGCCCGAAAGGAAAAGUCAAACUACACUGAAGUUCACCGCAAGUAUCAAAGUCAAAGAAAGUACAAUAAACCAGGUCGACCAAAGAAGUUGGUCACCAGUAAAGAACAAUUAAAACAACUUCAAAUAAAAGUAUCGGAUGUUCGCCACGAAAUUGGUACCUACUUUAACGACGUGAACAGUACAAGCUCAGAAUUAGACAGUUCAAAGAAUGCCAGUGUAACGGAAAUCAGUAGAAACGACUCCAACAUGAGCGAGUCUCAGAGUACUACAAUGGAUUUCGAUGGCAUGCCAAAGUUGUCCCCAAUAAUGAAAAGUCCGGAAACCGUUCAGACAAAAUUGAGCAACUCCAUAAUCAACAACAGUUCAAAUGAGGAGAUUAACGCAGACACGGAGAAACCGUUUUUGAAGCCAAUCGCCGGCCGAACUAGAAGAGAACGAGGUCGACCAAGAGGUAGCACUGGUGCUCGUAAGCUAGCGAAAAUGGAUUCCUUUGAAGAAAUAAAUAAAAUAAAACAGCUAUCUAGGAAAAUAAAACUCUUUGCAGACGGUUCUCCAUCGAUCGCAGAGACCGGAAGGAACAACGACUAUCCCGAAGAAGGAGCUGUACCAGCCAAAAGAACUCGAAGAAGUAUGGCUCCAAGUCCGAGUCCAGCAGAAGGUCAAGCAUCCAAGCCAGAAUCAACGGCAAUAUUAAGUGAAGCCUAUGGACCAUCCUUACUCUGUUUGUGCCAAGUAAGAUCUCAGCUGUACGUGACGAUAACUGGUUCAGGAGCUCCUCUUUAUUGUACAGCGAUAGACUCCAUCGAUAACCGUGUAGUCGGUUGUUGCAACGAGGUAGACAGUAACGACGUGGCUAUGCGAAGGCCCAGCACCCGGGUCCCAUUUAUAAUCCUCUGUCGGAUGCACAAGGAGAGACUGCUGCGUCACAAUUGCUGUCCGUCUUGCGGUCUCUUCUGCGCUCAGGGCAGAUUCGUGCAGUGUACAAAUGGUCAUCAAUACCACAGAGAGUGCGAGAUCUAUCCAAACAAGAAAGCGGUGUGUCCACACUGCGGAAGCGAGAGCGCAUCCUAUGACGUGAUGGUGAAUAUGUCAGGGAUGAGAAAGCCAGUUUUCAUUCCCACGCGGCGAAAAUUCUCCAAGUUACCUUCGGCAAAGAUGAGUCUUACGGGAAAGGGCGACAAUACCAAGUUGGCAGGUAGACCGCCAAGUCCUCUGGUGAGACCUGAGACCAUAAAGAUUCCUGAACCCACGAGCAAUCCUGACAGACCGGAGCGCUAUACUAUAAUGAGCCUCUACACUUCAGUGAAGAACGGCGACCUGGAGAAGUUGGUGAAUGUCCUAGCUUGUGGAUACAAUGCGAAUCACUCCUUUCGGGAUUAUGCACUCCGCACGAGUCUUCACAUAGCAGCUGAUAAAGGACACUUGGCCUGCGUUCAUGUCCUCGUGCAGGCUGGCGCUCAGGUCGACGUUAUGGACAGGAACCAAUUGACGCCGUUAAUGCUAGCUGCUAGCAAGGGCAAGACGGAGGUGGUGAGGUACUUGGUGAGGAUAGGAGCGGACGUGACUUUGAAGGGAGAGGAUGGUAUGACUGCACUACACAUGGCAGCCAAGUCAGGACAUUUGGAUGUCUGUCAAAUUAUUUUGUCCGAAUGUAAAGUUCCUCGGACGUUAGUUGAUUCUGUGGACGAUGGUGGCUGGACCAGCUUGAUCUGGGCCUGCGAAUUCUGUCACACUGAUGUGGCAAGAUUUCUUCUUGAGAAAAAAUGUGAUCCUCUCAUCAGGGAUGCCGAACAGAACAUAGCCUUACACUGGAGCGCCUACAGUGGCAGUUCUGAGAUUACUGAAUUGUUACUUAGCGAAGGCUGUGACGUGAAUGCCGUCAAUGUCCACGGCGACACUCCAUUGCAUAUAGCAGCUAGACAAGACCAGUAUGCUGUGAGCGUUUUGCUAUUGGCUCGUGGCGCUAAGGUCGGCGAAUUAAAUGCUGCCGGCGAGACAGCGGUAAAUUGCUGCCCGUCGGAUGGAGACACUAUGGCAGCGCUUCGAUUAAAUGCAAAAGUCAACGAAUUAUCGGAACACAUGUGGGAGAAGACUGUAAAAAUUUUAACAAAUGACAUCUCACGAGGUAAGGAGAGCAACCCCAUUCAAUGCGUCAAUGGGUAUGACUCUGAGGAUAAACCUACGGACUUCCUCUACGUCACAGAGAAUUGCUUCACCAGUAAUAUUAGUGUCGACCGCACGAUAACGUCUUUGCAGUCAUGCCGUUGCGAGGAUAAUUGCAGUUCAGAAAAAUGUUUGUGUGGAAAUAUCAGUCUACGAUGUUGGUACGAUGAAGAAGGGAAGCUCAUCCCUGAAUUCAAUUACGCCGAUCCUCCCAUGCUGUUCGAGUGCAAUCAGGCCUGUGACUGUAAUCGUAUUACGUGCAACAAUCGCGUGGUCCAGCACGGCUUGACUCAGAGAUUUCAGUUAUUCAGGACGAGUGGAAAGGGUUGGGGAUUGAGAACACUGCGUCACAUUCCUAAAGGAACAUACGUCUGCGAGUAUAUCGGUGAGAUAAUAUCUGAUUCAGAGGCCGAUCAUCGAGAGGAUGAUUCCUAUUUGUUCGAUUUGGAUAACAGAGAUGGCGAGACUUAUUGUAUAGAUGCCAGACGCUAUGGAAAUCUUGCCCGUUUUAUUAAUCACUCGUGUGCGCCAAAUCUACUUCCGGUACGCGUGUUUGUCGAGCACCAGGAUCUGCACUUCCCGAGGAUAGCGUUCUUCGCAAAUCGCGACAUCGAGGCUGACGAAGAGCUCGGUCUGCAUAUUUCUGCGCACCCGUGUCUCCCUACGAGCCGUACAUAGAUCAGCCCUGCCGAAGACGUCCAACACGUGAUUCUCUGCUUUCAGCUUCGAUUACGGGGAGAAAUUCUGGAUAAUAAAGUGCAAGUCCUUCACGUGCACCUGCGGCGCUGAGAAUUGCCGGUACUCCGAGAAGACGAUACAAGUCACCCUGGAUAAUUAUCGUCGGAGGAUCCAGCAAGAAGAGAUGCUUGCCACUCAAUAGCCCUAAUUACUUUGGAAUGCAAUUAGUUAAUUCAUAGUGCGUAAAGCCGAUCUGGAUCUUUAUAUUUUCUUUUUCCCUUUUUCCUAAAUGUUUUUAUCUUUCUCUGGACUCUGUCUCUUUCCUUCUGCGCGUCUCCUUGAGGAAUUCCUCUGUACCAGAGAUAUAAGGUCAGAUAUUGCCUAGUUAUCCUCUAGGUCCAUUGACGUUAAUUUCGGUAUGCAAGUGCACUAAUUGUUUUUCGAUUCUCUUGAAUUUAUAAAAAUUAUUUUUAUACGCCGUGGAGAAACUGCUUGGAUAUCAAAAUUAUCGGGACUUUCUAGUAAAUUCAAAGUGGUGGCUGAUCUAAUGUCACUUCAUACAAAAUUAAUAGUUUAAAGUGAUGGGAGCCUAAAUCUAAUUGCGCAGUGCUCUUCAUCAAAUUGCAGCUAAUAAUUAAGUAUCCUGUUUCCUUCUAUUUGUCGCAAUUACUUGUUAAUACUUUUCUCUAGGUCCUUUGGCAUACUCUUUUUCAUCUCCGUUUCUUCUUGGGGAUGACAGUACCUGUUCCCACCUCGACGAGGAGGAUGAGGAGGAGCAUGUGUGAAUUUCCGAAAUAGUUUUUAGCCAAUUGUUAGGCAUAAUGUACAUGAUUGUUAAUUGGAAAUAGAAGAACGACGAGGAGUGGAUGCGAGGCAGUUAGCCUAAAUUUCAUACAUCAGGGUCAUCAUGCCAAGUAGAUAUCGAGCAAGGAUGGGACGGCGGAUUAGGAAUGAAAUUAAAAUCAUGUUUGUCGUUAUGGAUUUAUUCAUUCACGAGAAUGUUCUUUUAGGCGAUCGUUAAUUAGUGUUCGACGGUACGACGUCAGUGCAAACUGCGUCAAAGAUGUCGUACCGUGUAUAGAACGUAAGGUCACACCAUUUUGUACAAAUGACAGCAUUUUUGUAUAAUAAAAGUUGUAGUUCUUUUAUACAA